This is a messenger RNA of Meriones unguiculatus (Mongolian gerbil), 4110 nucleotides long. Its product is annotated as protocadherin beta-4-like. Gene Ontology annotation, cellular component: plasma membrane. NCBI's taxonomy places the organism in Eukaryota, Metazoa, Chordata, Mammalia, Rodentia, Muridae. Bases 1163 to 3556 code for a protein of 797 amino acids. Gene Ontology annotation, biological process: homophilic cell-cell adhesion. The transcript has a single exon. Gene Ontology annotation, molecular function: calcium ion binding. The record is from RefSeq and is a predicted model, not a curated record.
UCUUCUUCUUCUUCUUCUUCUUCUUCUGUUUCUUCUACUUCUUCUGCUUUCUUCUUUGUUUAUACUGUUAUGAGGAGAUGGCACAUCUUCAUGCUAAAAAUUCUUUAAGUCAGUACUUGAUUUCUCUCAGCGAAUCUGAUACCCACAAUGUAAAGGGUGUCCACAAAGCUCACUAUAAAAAAAUCUUCACCCGUGAUAGAUUACGCCAUAUCAACUCAUAAAAUAAAGCCCCCUUUAAGAAUUCCUUACAUAUGGGUAACUAAGUAGAUUUAAAUCCCUUACUUAAACACAAUUUUGUCGUGCUAUGACCCCGAUGUUAACUCAGUACUUCAACCUUCAUUUGUCUUAUUUGUUAGAAUACUUUAAUUCCCUCUCCAGACCUAACAUUCUGUGACACUGUCACAAUUUACCUCACCUCUAUCUAGGUAUAUUUUAAUUUCACACAGUAAAUAAAAGUAAGACUAUUAAUUCAAUAAUUUGUGCACCAGUGUAAAAAAAAGAGAAGCUAUCCUUAGAAAAAUAAUGUCUUCUUUGGGAGAAUGUGGUACAGAUUGUUUAAAAAUUCUUGCACCUCUAAAGAGUUCUUAUUUCAGAAGCAAACACAUAUAACUAUUAUGAAGUUAAUUCAAAAUUAAGGAUUUGGUUUACUGGGUUAGAUUAUGCAAAAUACAAAAGUAUUGUCGAUUCCCACCAAUUGGACAUGUGGGAAAACUGAGUUAACUUCCCCUUUCCGACCUAAAUUUUUUUCUGGCAAACACACUAAAAUGAAAUAACUUUAUCAAUUAUGCAACUUAAAGCAGGAACACGACUUAUAAACAUAAAAAGUUCAAGGAUUUCUAUAUAUGCAUUUGGAAAUUUUCAAAAGGUUUCCGACUUGAAAACACUAUCAAUUUCUCAAUAUGGACACAGGGUGGCGCUGCAGGCUAAGGUUGUGAAUAACCGCUAAAAAGCUUCCUGGUCCUUUGUGUUGCAAGACAGAAUUAAAAACAGGAAAUAUCGCAAGGAAUACCGGUCUCUGGAUGGGUCUUAGACCGCUGUUUACCAUAUGAACAAAGUUUAAGUGCAACCGAGUAAAGACUCAUUCAACCAAGGAAUCAGGAUUCAGCAUUCAAGCCAUUCAGAGGCUGCUAAACGAUUGGAUGUAAGCACUGCGGUUCCCACCAUGGAGAAGCUGGAGAGAAACCAUCCAAACAGGCAAGUGAUACCUUUUCUUCUCAUGCUCUUUUGGGGUCAGGUUCUAAUGGUGCCUCCUCGGUACACUAUCCUGGAAGAAACAGAACGUGGCUCCUUUGUAGCCCAUCUGGCCAAGGACCUGGGCCUGAGACCUGAGGAGCUGGCUGCCCGGUCUGCGCAGGUGGUGUCUGACUAUGACAAACAGCAAUUGAUUCUGGAUCCUGAGACUGGAGAUUUGCUUCUGAGGGAGAAACUAGACCGGGAAGAGCUGUGUGGCUCUGUGGACCCUUGUGUGCUGCAUUUCCAGGUGUUCAUAGAAAACCCAGUGCAAUUUUUUCAAGGAGAAUUAUUGAUCCAGGACAUAAAUGAUCAUUCUCCAGAAUUCCCAGAUACGGAAAUGCUCUUGAAAAUUCGAGAAAACAGCCAGCCAGGCACACAGUUUUCAUUAAAAUUAGCCCAGGAUUUGGAUGUAGGCAGCAAUGGGAUUCAACAAUACAGAGUCAGCCCCAACUCUCAUUUUCAUGUCCUCACUCGAAAUAACAGUGAAGGAAAGAAGUACCCAGAGUUGGUGCAGGACAGAGCCCUGGACAGAGAGGAGCAGGAAGAACUGAGCUUAACCCUCACAGCAGUGGAUGGAGGGUCUCCUCCUAGGUCAGGUACAACCAUGGUUCGAAUCCUGAUCCUGGACAUCAAUGACAAUGCUCCUGAAUUUGUGAACACUCCCUAUGAGGUGCAGGUCCUGGAGAGCAGUCCCCUAGACUCUCCAGUCCUGACUGUCUCAGCAAGAGAUGCAGAUGCUGGCAACUUUGGGAGAGUCUCCUAUGGCUUGUUCCAGGCAUCAGAUGAAAUCCAACAAACUUUCUCAAUAAACGAAGUCAUGGGAGAAAUUAGACUGAAAAGGGAGUUGGACUUUGAAAAAAUUAAAUCUUACCGUGUAGAGGUUGAGGCCACGGAUGGAGGAGGGCUUUCUGGAAAAGGCACUGUGGUGAUAGAGGUGGUGGAUGUGAAUGACAACGCCCCAGAGCUGACCAUAUCUUCACUGACCAGCUCAGUCCCGGAAAAUGCUCUGGAAACUGUUGUUGCUAUCAUCCGAAUACGAGAUAGAGAUUCCGGGGAGAAUGGGAAAAUGCUUUGUGCAAUUUCAAAUCAUCUGCCGUUCAUUUUAAAGCCUUCUUACAAGAAUUUCUACACCCUGGUGACAGAGAGUCCGCUGGACAGAGAGAGCAGAGCUGACUACAACAUCACCAUCACAGUCUCCGACAUGGGCACACCCAGGCUCACAACCCAGCACACCAUAGCAGUGCAGGUGUCUGACAUCAACGACAACGCCCCCGCCUUCACCCAAACCUCCUACACCCUGUCUGUCAGCGAGAACAACAGCCCCGCCCUGCACAUAGGCACCAUCAGAGCCACAGACUCAGACUCUGGCUCCAAUGCCCACAUCACCUACUCGCUGCUGCCGCCCCACGACCUGCAGCUGGACCUCCACUCUCUAGUCUCCAUCAACGCAGAUAAUGGGCAGCUGUUCGCACUCAGGGCGCUCGACUAUGAGGUCAUGCAGAGCUUCGAGUUCCGCGUGGCCGCCACAGAUCAAGGCUCCCCUGCACUCAGCAGCCAGGUGCUGGUGCGCGUGCUGGUGCUGGACGACAAUGACAAUGCGCCCUUCGUGCUCUACCCUCUGCAGAACGCCUCUGUGUCCUGCACUGAACUGCUGCCCAGGGCGGCGGAGCCUGGUUACCUGGUCACCAAAGUGGUGGCAGUGGACCGCGACUCUGGCCAGAACGCCUGGCUGUCGUUCCAGCUGCUCAAGGCCACGGAGCCAGGGCUGUUCAGCAUGUGGGCGCACAAUGGCGAGGUGCGCACCACCAGGCUGCUGAGUGAGCGCGAUGCCCCCAAGCACAGGCUGCUGCUGCUGGUCAGGGACAAUGGCGAUCCUCAGCGCUCUGCCAGUGUCACUCUGCAUGUGCUGCUGGUGGAUGGCUUCUCCCAGUCCUACCUGCCUCUGCCAGAGGUGGCUCGCGACCCCGCGCAGGAUGAUGAAGAUGUGCUCACGCUGUACCUGGUCAUUGCCUUGGCAUCUGUGUCUUCUCUCUUCCUCUUGUGUGUGCUGCUCUUCAUCGGGGUAAGACUGUGCAGGAAGGCCAGGGCGGCUCCUCUGGGUGGCUGCUCUUUGCCCGAGGGACACUUUCCUGGUCACCUGGUGGAUGUCAGCGGUAUGGGGACCCUGUCUCAGAACUACCAGUAUGAGGUAUGUCUGACUGGAGACUCUGGGACUGGUGAUUUCAAAUUCCUAAAUCCGGUGAUACCAAACCUGUUUCUGGGAGAAUCUGAGAGAGAAGUUAAGGAAAGUCCCCACUGCAGGAGUAGUUUUGUGGUCAGCUAAGUAUUAUUGUGAUUGCUUCAUCAUCUCUCAGUUAAGGUAAACUUCUUAUUGUAAUUAUUCUUUUAAGAAAUUGUACUAUCUAAACCUUUCCUUUACCAGUAAUUCAACCCAUGGUAUCCCAAAUAGCUCUAAACUUAUUAUGUUUUAUUAAUACUAUUUUUCCUCAGGAUUUUGUAGUUGUGGUAUUACAUACUCAUUUCCUCUAUAUUUGCACAUCUCUUACUGAUUAUUAUCAUUACAGUUAAUGAAACUAAUAUCUUCAUGCCAUUCUGGAACUUUCAAAUGCACUUAAGAAAAAUUAAAGUCAUGUGUAUUUCUGGCACCUCUCCUUACCAUAUAACUUUAUGUAUUUUUAGGCCUUGACCUUUUGGUUAAGUAAUCUGAAGAGCUGUAAAAUCUAGUACACUUCUUCCUCCUAAACUGUAGGUAAACACACACUUCAUUAAAACAUCAGUGCACGGAAGUUGUGCCACCUUGUAGCCUAAAGAUUGUGGGCUUUUAUUCACAAGCAUGCCAUAAAUGACUUCUCAAAUAAUUAUUAUGCAAUAAAAAUA